UAUAUAAUCCAUGUCAAUCCUUACUCCAUAAAUAAUAUAUAAUAGUCAUACAACCACGCAUUGUACUACAUCUUUUUCUUCUGUAAUUUGUCAAAUAAAUUAAAAUUUUAAAUGUCUAGAGAUCCACAAUGAUGACUCCAAAAGAUCGAAACAUGGUUGAAAAAAACUCUGAUGUAGAGACGAAUAACAAUGAAGUGGUCUUCAUCUCUACUCCGGCAAUAGGAAUGCUAACCCCAACUGUCGAAUUUGCUCGCCGCCUAGUAGAUCACCAUCCUAGCCGCCUCUCCGCUACCAUCCUCCUCAUCCCUGUCCCACAGUGGCCAACAAUCAACGCCUACACACAAUCCCUCCUCUCCAACUCAUCAUCAUCUUCCUCCCCCAAUCUCCGCUUCUUCCUCCUUCCCACCAUGGACCCUCCCUCACCUAAUCACUUCCACUCUUACGUAGCCCACAUAUCAUCCCUCAUAGAAAAUUAUAAACUCAAUGUUAAAAAUGCCAUUUCCAGCCUCCGCCUUAGUCAACCUUUCAACUCCAAUCAACAACGACGAAUCAUCGGAUUGGUUGUUGACAUGUUUUGUACGCCUAUGAUCGACGUGGCAGUUGAGCUUGGAAUUCCCUCUUACCUUUUCUUUGCUUCACCGGCAAGUUUUCUCAGCUUUAUGUUGGAGGUGCCGAUUCUUGACUCGCAACUCAAUUCUGAAUCGCUUACUGAGUUUAGAGUUCCGGGUUUUGCUAAUCCAGUGCCUCGAUCGAUUCUUCCCACGACAGUAUUAAAGCGAGGUGAUGGGUAUGCAUGGUAUAUUUAUCAUGGUCAAAGGUACACCCAAACAAAAGGUAUAAUUGUAAAUACAUUCACAGAGUUAGAGACCUUUGUAUUGGAUUCAUUGUCCGAAAGAAAUGUGCCUAAGGUGUACUCUAUUGGGCCCAUAAUAGAUUACAAUGGGCCAGAGCAGUGGCAUCCAGAUAAAGCCCAACAGAAGAACGUGAUGAAAUGGCUCGAUGAUAAGCCUGUGUCGUCCGUGGUGUUCCUAUGCUUUGGAAGCAUGGGAAGCCUUAAUGGGCCUCAAGUGAGAGAGAUAGCUAUUGGGCUCGAGCGGAUCGGGUGUCGGUUCUUAUGGUCAUUACGCAAGGCUCCUAAUGCUAAGUUGGGUCUCCCGAAUGAAUAUGUUAAUUUUGAUGACGUGUUACCAAGUGGUUUUUUGGAUCGUACGGUUGGGUUAGGAAAAGUGUGUGGGUGGGUCCCGCAAGUGACGAUUCUUGGUCAUCCGGCGAUUGGAGGGUUCGUGUCGCAUUGUGGUUGGAAUUCAAUUCUAGAAAGCUUGUGGCAUGGUGUACCGAUUGCCACGUGGCCAGUGUAUGCUGAGCAACAGAUGAAUGCAUUUGAGAUGGUGAAAGAAUUGGGAUUAGCAAUAGAUAUUAGGUUGGAUUAUAGGGAGGGUAGUGAUUUAGUAAUGGCAGAGGAGGUACAAAGAGCAAUUGAGAGGUUAAUGGCAAGUGAUUGUGAGGUUAGAGAGAGAGUAAAAUGUAUGAAACAAAAGUGUAGGAUGGCUUUGUUUGAAAAUGGAUCGUCGUAUAAGUCACUAGGUGUCCUCGUUGAGAAAUUGAUAAGUAAUUAUUAGAGGCUGGAGCUCUCUUAGCAACGUACACAGAUAGUCCCCUCUCUUAUUUUCAAGCUAGAAUAACCAAAAAUUCUAUAAUGCACUCUUUUAAUAUACACUACUAUCUGUUUCUAUAUUUGAGAAAUUUUUUUAGUUUAAUUUUUUUUUAUGACGGUGUACAUUAUAAUUAUUUAAGUCAAUUUAUAAAAUUUAGGAGAAUUCAGAAAAUUUUAACAUGCUAAAAAUAAAA
Messenger RNA from Cannabis sativa, 1848 nucleotides. RefSeq names its product UDP-glycosyltransferase 43. The record is from RefSeq and is a predicted model, not a curated record. The transcript has a single exon. The coding region runs from base 129 to 1619 and encodes 496 amino acids. NCBI's taxonomy places the organism in Eukaryota, Viridiplantae, Streptophyta, Magnoliopsida, Rosales, Cannabaceae. Gene Ontology annotation, molecular function: UDP-glycosyltransferase activity.